Impatiens glandulifera is the source of this 1838-nucleotide messenger RNA. RefSeq lists its product as uncharacterized. The coding region runs from base 438 to 1517 and encodes 359 amino acids. Lineage: Eukaryota; Viridiplantae; Streptophyta; Magnoliopsida; Ericales; Balsaminaceae. The transcript has 4 exons. The record is from RefSeq and is a predicted model, not a curated record.
UUCUCCUUCUCUUCUAUUCAUUUCAAUAAUCAACCUUUCUAACUCCGGUGGCCGGUAAAUGGAUAUUCCGGCGACAGUGAGAAAUGUCAUUCUCUCUCUUCCUCACCGUCACGUCUUCCACGAAUGAACUCAUCUAGACGCAAUCAAUAACAAUUUUGCUGUGAUUUGAAGUCAUUCCAUUCUUCUUCAAUUGGAGGUGAUAAAACGAGCGGAUGAAGCUAAUUUUAUUAACUAACUGACUGAUUGAUUGAUUGAUUGUUCACGACGAGUUUGGUUGCUUGAUCGAUCUGAGUUUUAGAGAGAGUAAAAGAUGAAUUGAUGUUGAAUUUUUGUAUAGCUGUGAGUCUGUGACUAGCAAUCAGAAAAGAAUUCAUGAGCUGUGAGAAAAUGGAGCAGAAAUUGCAGGAGGUAUUAUAAUUAAGGAACUCUAGGAUAGGAUGCAUUUUCCGAUGAAGAUCCAACCUCUGGAUACGCAGGCUUUCAGAGAAUCAAUCCGGAAUGAAUCGUCCAAACCGGCGACGAAAUCGCGUCUCAGGAGGCUAUUUGAUAAGCAGUUCCCGAGUGUUCUACGAAAUUCUACGGCGGAGAAGCCUACGUUUGGCGAACUGAAAGACACGGCGGGUGUAACCGAGUUCGAACCAAGCUCUUUGUGCUUGGCGAAAAUGGUGCAGAAUUUCAUUGAGGAGAACGAGAAGCCAUCAGCGUCAACGAAAUGUAGCCGGAACCGUUGCAACUGUUUCAACGGAAACCGUAAUGAUAUCUCGGACGACGAGUUCGAGUUUACCGGUUGUCUCAACGAUUUGAAUCCAAAUACCGAUGCUCUUGAAAACCUAAAGAGUUUGAUGCUAUGUCCUGUAUCGGAGAGAAAUGUUCUAGCCGAUACUUGGAAGAUUGUCGAUAAGAACAAAGCUUGUAAACGGAAAGAUGAAUUGCGUAAUCUCGUAAAUGAAGGCUUAAUUCUUCUCGGCUACGAUUCUUCAAUCUGUAAAUCACGUUGGGAUAAAUCUCCCUCUUGUCCAGCCGGAGAAUACGAUUACAUAGAUGUUAUUACGGAAGGAGGUGAUAGACUGUUGAUAGACGUGGAUUUCAGAUCGGAAUUCGAGAUAGCACGAUCAACCGGAAGUUACAAAUCACUUCUUCAAUCUCUACCGAACAUCUUCGUCGGGAAAUCCGAUCGACUGGAUCAGAUCAUUUCCAUAGUUUCUGAGGCGGCGAGACAGAGUUUGAAGAAGAAAGGUAUGCACAUCCCUCCGUGGAGGAAACCGGAGUACAUGCGAGCUAAAUGGCUAUCUCCACACGCCAGAGCCGUGGCCGGCGCCAUCGCCGGCGCCGUAACUCCUCCGGCCGGUGAAGAAGAAUUGGAGCUGCAAUUCGGUUCCUUUUCCGGUGAGGAAGAGAAAGAGAAGAAGCAGUUAGUGCAGCUUACAUGGAAGCUUCCGGCGAUAAAUCUGAAGAAUUACGAAAGGGGAGGUGUUAAGAUUGUUCCUGGAUUGGCUUCUCUACUUACUGAGAGAUAAAGCCUGACAAAUUUUGGAGGGAGUAAUUGUAGUAUUUAAUUUGUAAGCUUUUUUUAAAGAUCGGAUCUUUGAUAAUAGACAUUCAUGUAUAGUCUAGCUCUGUUCUGUAAACAAAGUAUUAGGGUUUAGAAGGACGAGGAAGACGACGAUGGUGGCGGCGCGUGAUGGUGGCGGUGGCGCGUGGUGUGAGGAGCAGUAAACAGAAAGAGAGGAACAGUUGUUGAAUAGCGUGAUACUACUACCUCUCCUCUUUUUUACCGUCACCAAACUUUAUUUUUACUUUUAUUUAUUGUACAAUAAUAAAGUGAGUUUUUUUUUUUU